This is a messenger RNA of Cavia porcellus (domestic guinea pig), 3781 nucleotides long. RefSeq names its product maestro heat-like repeat family member 5. Bases 280 to 3708 code for a protein of 1142 amino acids. Gene Ontology annotation, cellular component: Golgi apparatus; cytoplasm. NCBI's taxonomy places the organism in Eukaryota, Metazoa, Chordata, Mammalia, Rodentia, Caviidae. The record is from RefSeq and is a predicted model, not a curated record. The transcript is spliced from 27 exons.
CCAGGUUUCUCAACACUCACCGGGGCUUCUGAAUGUCCUUCUCAGGACAAGUCUCAUUGAAUCCUGGAAAGAGGCACUAACCGACUUGAAGGAGGUCUCUCUUAGGGAAGCCUGGAGGAGGUCAUUUCUGAGCCUUUGAUCCCAUAGGAGCCAUUGUCAUCUACCUGAGCUGUGAAUAGGGAAGGCAGCUGCCCCAACACAGAGACCAGCUGGGCCUCCCGCAACACAGAUAGCAGCCCCCUAGAGACAAGGUGCUGUCACCCUGAGACUCUAGGCUCCAUGCCAGACUCCCGUCGCAACUUCCAUAGGCCCCACAGAAUGCUCAGGCACCCUUCACCUCAGGAGGAGCAGGAGCUGGAGCUUGACCUGGGGCUCCUGGGCAGUGUGAGAGAGUGCUGCAGUGACCUCUUACCCCUGGAGAGACAGCUAGUCAGCAGGAUCAGGGCCAUGUCAGUUGCACAGCAAGGCCUGGCAUUGGACAUCAUUCGUCACUACCUGGAAGGGCACACCCAGCUCCCAAGGCAGCAGCAUGUGAUGGACAUAGACAUCAGCUUGCAGAAUCUCCUGGAGUCCCUGUGCCUGGAACCCAAGCAAGCCACAAACAAGACCCUCCUCUUCCGCCUCUUUGGUCUGAUCCUUUGUGAGUGCACAGAUAUGGCGCUGGUAAAGAGAUACCUCACCUGUCUUCUGGAGCUGUCUCCCCAGGACUCUAGCCAGCAGGAGGACAUUGCACUGGCUGUGGGCUUGGCAUCCACUAAGCACCUGGAGGAGGUGUGGGCCCUGCUGGAACAACUGUGCAGUACCUGGUUCUUGAGGUGGAGGAACCUGUCCCCCGAAGCACAGCUUCCAGACGCAGACCUGCACUGGAAAUGGGUCAGCAGUACCUCCUUGUUGUGCUAUGGACAGAUGGCCACACAUGCCAAGGAGCAGAUCCUGCCCUGGGUAGACGGUAUCAUCUCCUGGAUGGUGCACUUCUUUUCCUGCAACUGCUGUGACGAUGUCCUCAAAGCCAACUUCCUUUCGGCUGCUGUCCUGCUCACCAGUGUGCUCAGGCGGGACUAUGGUGUCCAGAGGUACAAGUUCACCCAGAUACCAGAGUUCAUCCAGUGUCUCUUGUGGAUCCUCCAGGAAGAGCCCAACUUCCUGGCCACCCUCUCCCGGCAGAAGAUCAUCUUGGUCAUUGUAGGACUGAGCAACCUGCGGCCCAGCCUCCAGCCUUGGGUCAAGUCCAGGGUCCUAGAAGUCUGCCUACGAAGUGUAUAUAUGCUGCCCCCUACAAAGGAGCUGUUCAGGAGUCUACCUUCACUGGACCCAUCCCCUGACAUCGAUGUCAUGGGGCUAUACAAGAAGACAGUGCACGCCCUCGACCUGCUCCUUCAGAGCUUCUUGUCUGAGAACCCCAGCAUGAAUGAGGUCUGCUUCCUCCUGCAGCACAUGGAGCACUGGCUACAGUCAGUCGAGAGCCAUGAGCGGCAGCGGGCUGUGCAGUCUACUCUCCUGCUUUUGCAGUACGCGGAGGACAUCCUGAAGUCCACAGAAGAGGCCACACCGUCCAUGCUGGGCCACCAGCUAGGCCUGCUGAUUCUGCUGUGGUGGGACACAGAUGAAGAAACCCAGAAUCCUGCCCGCCAGUGUGUGUAUUUACUUCUGAAGCUUUCCAUGCAGCAAAAGGAGAGAAUGGUGGACCUGAGCCAGAGCAAGGUGAAGUGCUUCAAGUUCAGGACCUCUGGAAAAGGGGAGGUAGAGCUCCAACAUUUGGUGAAGGCCUUCAACAAAGCCCUGAGUGUGGCACAGCACACACAGCUGGUGCUCGUGCUGCUGCACAGCCUCAGCUGCUGCGGCCUUCUUCAGUGUCAACUGACCUCCAAGUUCCUCCUGAUGGUCUUUGAAGGCCCCAGCAUCAAGCCAGAGCAGAUAAAUGAAGUCCUGCGCAGCCUCUUCCAGGAGCUACCAAGAAUUCACUGCAGCAAAGCCCAGGAGAUCAUGCUGAAGGCCAUGAUAGCUCUGGGGACUCAGCACACACCAGAAGUGGUUGAAGUGCUCUUGUUCCUGUGCCACCCCUCAGAGAAGCAGAUCCUAACCCUGUGGAUGGCCCUGGCUGCCAACUGGAAGCUGGCUCGAAAGGUCAUGACUCUGCUCUACACAAAGCUCAAGCAGCGACCCGCCUUGGAGAACAUCCAGCCCUCCCAUCAGGUCCAGCUCAUCUCCAUUCUGGCUUUGGGUACCAUUUACGAGCUCCUCUACAUCCAGGAGUACAGGACCACAGUCCGCUGGGCCUUUGCGGGGAUCCUCCUGGGCCUGCUCACACAACUACAUUACCUAUUCGAGCUGGGCAUGGUCAAGGGUUUUUUGGACUUCCAGGAAGACACCCUGGACUCCAAGCCCCUUGGGCCCUGCAGGACCUGCCUUGAAGCAAUGAAGGGCCUCUUCUGGACCACUCGGUACUGGGAGGUGUUUGCACACGUCAAGAUGCUCAGGGGCUGGGAGCUCUUUGAGCGACUGGAGACCUAUACAGAAGGAGUGACUGUGCUGGCCAGGGCCAUGGCCCUGUAUGACUGUGAAGUCGGGGCUGUCUUGGGACAGGCCAUCAUCUCCCUGAAGAGCUGUGAGGAGAGAGACAACAUCGUGGCCAUCCUCAUCAUUACAGAGUUUCUCAACAGCCCAGAGGUCCCUAAGCAUGUGUCCCAGAAGGCCAUGGACAACCUUCUGAGCUUGGGCCUGAACAGCCCCAACUGGCUGGUGCGGGCCAUGAGUCUGAAGGGCCUCAGUAGCAUUAUGAUGAACGCCCAAAAGGCGGCCCUGCUCCAUGGCAUGCUCAGGGAUCUGCUGAACAGCCUACUGCAGCCCGAGCCUCAGGAUCUCCUGGGCCUGAUAGCAAUCCUUAGCGACAUCCUGCACCGCCUAGGGCUCCAGGGCAUCGGCCCCAUCAGCCUCCAGCUUGCCCAGCACCUGCUGCAGUUGUUUGAGCAUGAAAAGGCAAAGGUGCGUGCAAGUGCCAUCUUCCUGUUUGGGGAUGUUAUCUACAGCGGUGGCAGAAAGUUCCAGCAGCCACUCAAGAAAGUAGCCUUCCAGGCCUUGGUGCCUCUGCUCUUCCACCUAGCCGAUGCCUACAAGGAGGUGGUCAUGAGGACCAAGAUCACCUUCUUUCGCUGCACCAUCUUGUUGAAUUGGGAGUUCCGGAAGGAGCUAUUCAGCAAGUUGGCAUGGGGCCGAGGAGUAGAGGUUGAGUACGACAUUUUUACCAUCAUGAUGGAGAGCAACUCUGGUAGCCACCACCAGUUUUUCAUGCAGGCCCUGACCUACCUGGGCAGCCCCUGCAGGAACCUGAAGCUGGCAGCUAUGAAGUUCAUUGGGGCCAUGCUGCAGGACUACUUUCUGGAUCUCUGCUUCCACCUGAAGAAGAGCGACAUAAAAAUCCUCAAGAAAUGUGAGCUGGGCCAGCAAACAAAAGGGGAGCCUCUUCCCAACCCUCCCAGUGUCCCUCUGGCUGAGGGUAGGCCAUCUCCUCCUUCCCCUCUCUCCUCUCCCUCCCUUCUACACUGGGAUGUGAGUUUCCAGAAGGUUCCUCAGGCUCUGUGGCCAUGCAGUCAGAUCAUGGUCUCUACUGCAGAUUUUGGUGCCCUCCUGGAGGACCGGGAUGACAUUUGUCGCAGGUUCUACCUGAACUUCUCAGAAGACAUCAUGGAUCUGUCCCAAUAUGCAUUCUAGAGCAGGGCUCAGUAGCCAUUUAGCCUGUCCCUUCCCUGUCCUUGUUGAGUUCUACUGUUAUUAAAUGCUGACA